This is a messenger RNA of Aspergillus fischeri NRRL 181, 1677 nucleotides long. RefSeq names its product putative transcription factor. Bases 1 to 1677 code for a protein of 558 amino acids. The record is from RefSeq and is a predicted model, not a curated record. Gene Ontology annotation, biological process: DNA-templated transcription; regulation of DNA-templated transcription. Gene Ontology annotation, molecular function: DNA-binding transcription factor activity, RNA polymerase II-specific; DNA binding; zinc ion binding. Lineage: Eukaryota; Fungi; Ascomycota; Eurotiomycetes; Eurotiales; Aspergillaceae. Gene Ontology annotation, cellular component: nucleus. The transcript is spliced from 4 exons.
AUGGAGUCUCCUACGCAAAACGCCACCGCCCCUCAAGCAUGCGGGGCGUGUAAAAAACACAAGCGGAAAUGCGACAAAUUGCUGCCUCAGUGCAGCCUUUGCAUCCGCACCUGCCGCACCUGUGACUAUAACGAUGCUCCCAGACCCCCUCCAACGGCGGCCGAGUUCGCCGCUCUCCAAGGAAGACUGGCGGAACUGGAGCACCGGGUGCGCAGUACUUCCUUGCCCUCGGACUCUAUGUCCGCUACCCUCAGUGUCUCUGGGAACAGUACGCUUCCCGCUGAAUAUAUCGCAACGAAAGGGCCUAGCCAGGGACCAGCCGACUUCCCGUCGGCUUUGUUCUUGGAUUUUGACUGCUACCGAUGGUCGAAUAUGCAACUGCCAAGACCGGAUGUUGGCAUUCCGACGGAAGUACUGGGAAUCCUCAGCCAGGAAAACACUGUGCUAGAAAUUUCAGCCCUUUACUUUGGCACAAUUCAUCGCUGGCUGCCUAUAGUCUCAAAAAAGCGCAUGGAGCUUGGCAUCUCGUUGCAGAACAGCGGACCAGACCUCGCCAUGCUUUUCCUCGCAAUGAAACUGAACAUUUCCCUUCCAACGGCUGGAACUAACUCACUGUAUUCAAUUUCAAAAAGCUUUUUGGCGACGCUGGAAGCAGGUGGUCUGGUAUCCCUUGUCUAUCUGCAAGCCAUGAUCCUAGUCGCCGUCUACGAAUACAGCCACUCCAUCUAUCCGGCCGCAUGGAUGACUGUGGGAGCAUGCGCCCGACUCGCUGAUCUCCUUGGGCUGUCAUCGGGUACGGACUCGAUGAAAGUUAUGAGUCGCGCGACGACAUGGACGGAGGUGGAAGAAAAACGACGGGUUUGGUGGGCCAUAUAUAUCCUAGAUCGGGUUAUAUCCCUCGGCAGUCGCAGGAGAUUCUGUUUUCCUGAGCCGAUGGAUGGCCAUGUCCUUCCUGCCAGCGAUGAAGCUUGGGAUUCGGGCGAUGUGACAAACAUUAUCCAGCACUCAAGCACAACCCCUUUAUCAACCCAAACAUCGCCAUUUGCUCGGCUCUGUCAAUCCGCUAUGUUCAUCAGCCGCGCCGCGGCAUUCCGCAAUAGUUCCCAGACGGCGCCCCUGAACCAUAUAAGUGCACGUACUAGCCUGACCGAGGAACUUUGCAUCUACAGUUCGAUCCUCACCGACGAAAUUAUCUCCUCCUCCUUGGAUGGCUACUUUCGCCUGCUCGCGCCCCGCUGCCUGACGUGGUCCGCCCUUUUCAUGCUGCUUGAUAACUACUGCUGCCCUGAGAAGCUCAGCGACGAACCGGGUUUCACCCCGUCCGGCGAAGUCAAGGGAACGGAGGAACUCGCUACACAGCUACAGGCCACGCUCGUCGUGCGAAGUAUCAGCGACCAGGCGCAUGAGCAGACAAAGACCCUCAUGGACAUUUUAUUUGGCCCGGCUUCAAGUAUGGAUAGUAUGAAUACAAUAGGGAGUUUGAGUCCGCUCUCGCUAGACGCGCUGUAUUGCUCCAUGGUCACAUUCCAGUGGAUCUAUCGUGAGGGGGGAGAGGAGCUGGCCAAGUCUCAACUAGAGGAUAUGGAGGCUUGGAUGCGGAGAUUGAGUGAGCGGUGGAGGCUUGCCUCUGAGUAUCUGACUCUCUCCGAGAUCUACCGUACUGUUGAAACCUCCUAA